AUGCCAGCUUGGAUUCUGAAAGACAAUUCACUGCGCGAUGAAAAAAUUGUAGUUGAGGAUAUAGAUGAAUAUCAAGUUGAAGAGAUUGUUAGCAUCCAAGAGGAUAAAAUUGAUCAAAAUCUAGUAGACAAUGAUGAUGACGACAAAAAGCCUUUAAAUGAAUCUGAUGAAAAUCUAGAAGACAUUGAUGAUGAUAAAACGCCUUUAAAUGAAUCUGAUGAAAAUCUAGAAGACAUUGAUCAUGAUAAAACGCCUUUAAAUGAAUCUGAUGAAAAUCUAGAAGACAUUGAUCAUGAUAAAAAGCCUUUAAAUGAAUCUGAUGAAAGUCUAUUAUACAAUCGUGAUGACAAAUCUAUAAAUGAGUCUGACGAUGAGCCCUUGGAUGAAUCUAUUUACGAGAACUGGAAAGGUUUGGGCAAUGAUUCGAAGCACAAGAAAUUUAACUGGAUUAAUACUGAGAAUUUUAAUAACGGUGAAAACAAAGAUGACAAUAUUCAAAAUAACUCAGCUCCAGUUCAUAAAAUUACCAAAAGUAAAAUCUCUAACUAUAAUAACAACAGUGAAAUUAAAUUUGAGAAAGCUAAUGUUCAAGAAUAUUUUGCCACUACUAUUAGUUCUAAUAACUCUAUUGAUGAAGAUCACUGCUACUCGAAUAAGUCCCCCUUGGUUGAAACUCACGAAAAUAAAGUUGAAUCUGUUGUGACUAGUAUAACAAGACAAAUUAAGAAAGAAGGAAAAUAUUUUCAAACGUGUCCUGACAUAAAUUUGAUUAAUGAUGGGGUUGUUAAAAAAUUACGCGAAAUGAACAAGGAUAACUCGAAGAAGGGAAAAAAGAAAAAUGGUAUAACAUUAGAAAGCUUCGGUAAAAUUUACCAAAGUAAAUUUCAGAUAUUAUAUCCUAUAUACAAAGAUCGUGAGCUAACACAGGCAAAUAGUGAGAAUGAAGAUAAAGAUGACAAUGGUAAAUCCCUGUCACGGGUUAUUGACUGUCAAGACAAAAUAACGCUGAAUGUUUAUGUAUAUAUUGAAUUGGAGAUGCCAGAAACUUUUAAUAAAAAACCAAAAGAGGCUAAAUUACGUGAUUUUCCGAAACAUAUAAUUCUAUCAGAACAAAAUUUACUAGGAGAAAGAAAACAACUACGUUAUCGCUUGUGUGGAGUGAUAGGAUACGCAAAUAAACAUUAUGUAGCUUAUUGCCAAGGCUUAUCAGGCACAUGCAACAAUGGAUGGGUGGACCUGGAUAUGGAUUUUGGUUCCUCGAAGCCUGUAAAAAAAAAGCCCAAGAAAUCCAACCUAGAAUCAAUGGAACUAGACUACAUUGACAGUUUGAUAAUCUUAAAGCAUAAUAAUAAGACAAAGGAAGCUGUUACAAGAGUCCCAAAGAUCCUCUUUCUGUCAGGAGUUUCUGGUUGUGGAAAAACAGCUGCGUUGAAGGUCUUAGCUAGAGAAAACAAGCUUGAUAUAGUUGAGUGGAUCACUCCCGCAAAAUCAGCGGCUUAUUUAGAUGAUGAUAACAGGAUAGUUGAGCAGGCAGAUAAGUUUUUUUGA
Molecule: messenger RNA, 1548 nt
Organism: Cotesia glomerata
Lineage: Eukaryota; Metazoa; Arthropoda; Insecta; Hymenoptera; Braconidae
Product: MATH and LRR domain-containing protein PFE0570w-like
Exons: 7
Coding region: 1-1548 (515 amino acids)
Source: RefSeq, a predicted model, not a curated record